ACACACACACACACACACACACACACACAGGCUCUCUUUGGAGAAGCGCCGCGAGAGAGCGCUGCAGUCGCUGCGUCACCGAGGACACGUAGCGGGACGGACGCUCUUGAGUCUGACCGGAGGAGACCGACCGGGUUAGCGGGGACAGACAGAGGCAGCAGGACCACCCUCACCCAACACCGACACCCACUGCACACAGACGGCCCCGGACUAUUGAUUCCUGCACAGUGUUGACACAGAAGACCAAAUAUAGAGAUGGUGUUCCGAGGCACAAUAACCGAUGCUGCAGACUUUGAUCCCAGCGCGGAUGCUGAGGCCCUUUACAAUGCUAUGAAAGGCUUUGGUAGUGACAAAGAGGCCAUCUUGGACCUGGUCACCUCAAGAAGCAAUGCACAGAGGCAGGACGUUAUUGCAGCAUACAAGAGCAACUUUGGAAAGGACCUGAUUGAUGAUCUGAAAUACGAGCUGACAGGCAAGUUUGAGCGUCUCAUCGUCUGUCUGAUGAGAGCUCCGGCCUACCACGAUGCCAAAGAAAUCCACGAUGCAAUAAAAGGCGCAGGAACAAAUGAGAAGUGCCUGAUUGAAGUUCUGGCCUCUAGAAACAACAGACAGAUACAUGAGAUGGUUGCGGCAUACAAGGACGCCUAUGGCAGAGACAUGGAGGAGGACAUAAUCAUGGACACUUCGGGCCACUUUAAGAAGAUGCUGGUUGUUUUACUUCAGGGGACCAGAGAUGAGUCAGGAGUGGUGGACGCAGACUUGGUGGAGCAGGAUGCGCAAGACCUGUUUGCAGCAGGAGAAGAGCAGUGGGGGACGGACGAGGCCAAAUUCAUCAUGAUCCUGGGAAACCGCAGUAUGACCCACCUCCACAUGGUUUUUGACGCAUACGAGAAGAUUGCAGAGACGUCCAUCGAGGACAGCAUAAAGAACGAGCUGUCCGGAGACUUUGAGCGGCUGAUGCUCGCCGUCGUGCAGGGCAUAAGGAGCCUCCCCAUGUUCUUUGCCAAGCGCCUUUACAAGUCAAUGAAGGGUCUCGGUACAGCGGACGACACCCUGAUCAGGAUCAUGAUUUGUCGCUCUGAAAUAGACAUGUUGGACAUCCGAGAGUGUUUCCGCCUCAUAUACGAGAAGUCGCUUUAUAACAUGAUUAAGGAUGACACAUCUGGGGAUUACAAGAGGACCCUGCUUAAUCUGUGUGGAGGAGAUGACGACUUAGCUGGAGAGUUCUUCCCUGAAGCUGCUCAGAUAGCCUACAAGAUGUGGGAAUUAAGUGCCAUGACCAAAGUCCAGCUCAGGCCAACAGUCCGCCCUGCAUCCAGUUUUGACCCUGCUGCUGAUGCACAAGCACUGAGGAAAGCUAUGAAGGGAUUCGGUACAGAUGAAGAUGCGAUCAUUGACAUUGUUGCACAGAGAAGCAAUGCCCAGAGGCAAGAGAUCCGACAGGCGUUCAAAUCCCUACUGGGAAGGGAUCUGAUGAAGGACCUGAAGUCUGAACUGUCCAAGAACUUAGAGAGGCUGAUCAUCGGGCUCAUGCUGACCCCGGCAGAGUUUGAUGCCAAAAUGAUGCAGAAAGCAAUAGAGGGGGCUGGGACAGAUGAACACGCUCUCAUCGAGAUCCUGGUCACCAGGAGCAACGAGGAAAUACUUGCCAUGAACGCUGCCUAUCAGGAUGCCUAUAAGAAGUCUCUGGAGGAAGCCAUUGAGUCGGACACAUCAGGCCUCUUCUGCCGCAUCCUUGUUUCUCUCGUACAGGGCGCAAGAGAGGAGUGUCCUGAAGAUUUGGAAAGAGCCAAUGCAGAUGCUCAGGAACUGGCCGAAGCAUGCAAUGCCGACUCUGAUGACAUGGAGGUGAAGUUCAUGAGUAUUCUGUGCACCAGGAGCUUCCCACAUCUCAGGAAAGUAAUGCAGGAGUUUGUCAGAUACACCAAUAAGGACAUUGAGCAAACUAUCAAAAAAGAUAUGUCCGGGGAUGUGAAAAAUGCCUUUUAUGCAAUAGUUCGCAGUGUCAAGAACAAGCCCUCUUAUUUCGCAGACCGCUUGUACAAAGCCAUGAAGGGCCUGGGCACAGACGACAGAGCCCUGAUUCGCAUCAUGGUGUCCCGCAGCGAGAUCGACCUUUUCAACAUUCGCAAGGAGUUCAAGGAGACGCAUGACGUCUCCCUCCAUGAAUUCAUCCAGGUAGAAUCUAUGAUCGGUGACACUUCAGGAGACUACCGUAAAACGCUGUUGAUGCUCUGUGGAGGGGAAGAUUAAACUCGUCACGUCCCUGCAGCCUCGUUCACAGACUUCGAUGACAAACCAUGAGACGGAGAGUGAUCACUCAGUGAAACUGUGGUGGUAAGCGUCAGCACCUAUUGUUCCUAACUGCUGCCACUCCUCAGCCAAACCAAGUGGCCUAUGACCUCCCAGCCUCCCAUUGCAAGUUUCCUGCUCCCAUGUUUGAUCGUCCCGCCCGUCCGGAUGCUAUCUUUCUUUUUUACACAGCCCCAUGUAACUUUAGCACAGAAAGGAGCUUCACAUGUCCAUCCUAUUUGAGACUAGUUGGAACACAAGCAGUGCCUUUAGAGUGUUGGCCAUCUAAUGAAUACUGUGAUUUUAAGGUAUCAGAUAAAUAAACUAAAUCUAAAAAUG
This is a messenger RNA of Scophthalmus maximus (turbot), 2631 nucleotides long. RefSeq names its product annexin A6 (gene anxa6). The transcript is spliced from 25 exons. Gene Ontology annotation, cellular component: cytoplasm; focal adhesion. Gene Ontology annotation, biological process: neural crest cell migration; regulation of muscle contraction; mitochondrial calcium ion homeostasis. Bases 256 to 2253 code for a protein of 665 amino acids. Lineage: Eukaryota; Metazoa; Chordata; Actinopteri; Pleuronectiformes; Scophthalmidae. The record is from RefSeq and is a predicted model, not a curated record. Gene Ontology annotation, molecular function: ligand-gated monoatomic ion channel activity; chondroitin sulfate binding; actin filament binding.